Recurvomyces mirabilis is the source of this 960-nucleotide messenger RNA. RefSeq names its product GTPase-activating protein S13 (gene SEC13). Gene Ontology annotation, molecular function: structural molecule activity; protein binding. NCBI's taxonomy places the organism in Eukaryota, Fungi, Ascomycota, Dothideomycetes, Mycosphaerellales, Teratosphaeriaceae. Gene Ontology annotation, cellular component: COPII vesicle coat; nuclear pore outer ring. The record is from RefSeq and is a predicted model, not a curated record. The coding region runs from base 1 to 960 and encodes 319 amino acids. Gene Ontology annotation, biological process: positive regulation of TOR signaling; protein import into nucleus; COPII-coated vesicle budding. The transcript has a single exon.
AUGUCACAAGUGAUAUCAUCCUCCGCACACGAUGACAUGAUCCACGAUGCAGUCCUCGACUACUACGGCCGCCGUCUCGCAACCUGCUCCUCCGACAAGACGAUCAAGAUAUUCGACAUUGAACCCUCUCCAGCUGCUCAGACACACCAGGGUGGACAGCAAGCACCUGAUCAGCACAAACUCACUGCCACCUUGACUGGCCACGAGGGGGCUGUAUGGUGUGUGGCGUGGUCGCACCCGAAAUUCGGCGUCAUACUUGCCAGCUCUUCCUACGAUGGCCGAAUCCUCAUAUGGCGGGAACAGAACGGGCAGUGGCAGCGCAUAUACGAAUUCACAAUGCACACUGCAUCCGUGAAUCUCGUAGCCUGGAGUCCGGCAGAAUUAGGCUGCCACCUCGCGGCAGCAAGCAGCGACGGCAGCGUCUCAGUGCUCACAUUCGACAACAACAACUUCUCUCACGCCAUCUUUCCAGCCCACGGCCUAGGUGUCAACAGCGUCUCCUGGGCGCCCGCCACCUUACCUGGCCAACUCACCUCCGCACAAGCACCAGGCAAACAAGCAGAAGUCCAACGCCGCUUUGCUACAGGCGGUUCGGAUAAUCUUGUCAAGCUCUGGCAAUACAACACCACGACACAAUCCUACGAUAACAUCGCCACGCUUCCAGGCCACAGCGACUGGGUGCGGGACGUGGCUUGGUCCCCAACGCCGCUUAGUAAACAAUACAUCGCUUCUGCCUCGCAAGACCACACUGUCAGGAUAUGGACUCUCGCGGCUGGCAAGGAUGUGGCUGAUGCUAGUGCGUGGAAGAGCGAGCAAUUGGAUUUCGAGGUCGUGGUGUGGAGGGUGAGUUGGAGUAUGGCGGGGAAUGUACUGGCGGUUAGUGGAGGGGACAACAGGGUCAGUUUGUGGAAGGAGAAGUUGCGGGGUGGAUGGGAGUGUGUGAAGACUAUUGAGGAGUAG